AUGUCAAAACCAGUACACAGCAAAAAUGAAAUACUGAGGUCCAACACUAGUUUGAUCAUCAAUCCAUCCAAGCUCAACAAGUAUACAAUAUUUUUUAAAAACGUACCUUCUGAAGACUGUAGCCGUCUGGUCUUUUCACAGGCAAGGCUAACGAUCAAUGUUCCCAUCUUUAUCCAGGAUCAAAGACAUUCUAGUCUCUUUGAGCAUGUACUUACUACGAAUUCCACCGGCAUGGGUCACAUGUGUAUAAGCUUUUAUGUACCAUUAUUUAUUACUAGCAGUUUAACUAUUGGCGACAAAUACAGUAGCCUUAUGCUUAUACCCGAAGUGUGUUCCUCACUUUAUCUGGAAUAUAAUUCCCGUAUAUCUGAUCCAUCAUUAUUGGAGCAUCUUCGAAAAGUACUUAAGCUAUUAACAUCUGAACCCUUACUAUACCUUAUGUCCAGGGUGAUUGGAUAUAUCCUAAUAACUAUAGGUACAAUCGAUAAAAUAACCUGCGGCAAUAUAAUUCAAUUUAAGCCAAGAUAUCUUCAAGCACAACAGAAGAGUCUCAAAGCAUGUAUCGUUGCAACCUUUCAUAAACACAAAUAUUAUAAUUCUAGAAUCCAUACUAUUAUACUGAUUUUGUUUGCUAAGAGUGAGGUGGACCGAUAUCAAGACCAAGCUAAAUAA
Molecule: messenger RNA, 672 nt
Organism: Phycomyces blakesleeanus NRRL 1555(-)
Lineage: Eukaryota; Fungi; Mucoromycota; Mucoromycetes; Mucorales; Phycomycetaceae
Exons: 6
Coding region: 1-672 (223 amino acids)
Source: RefSeq, a predicted model, not a curated record